Molecule: messenger RNA, 435 nt
Organism: Monomorium pharaonis (pharaoh ant)
Lineage: Eukaryota; Metazoa; Arthropoda; Insecta; Hymenoptera; Formicidae
Gene: Cdc16
Product: cell division cycle protein 16 homolog
Exons: 4
Coding region: 1-435 (144 amino acids)
Molecular function (GO): protein binding
Source: RefSeq, a predicted model, not a curated record
AUGUAUCUCAUGAAACAGUAUCAUCGUGCUGGCACAUCUUAUAAAGAGAUAUGGAUUAGAGAAGAAGCAAAGGAAUAUAACGAUGCUCUUCAAGUCAUUAACGAAUCUGAAAUAUGUACAAACAUAACGCAAGCGGGUAUUACCUUCGCCGAUCGCACGGAUAUUUUUCAGGAUGCUCCAAAAAAAUGUGCAAAGUUCAUAUUAUACGUGAAAGGGAGAGUUUACGAAGCUAUGGAUAAUAGAGCAGUGGCAACAGAAUGUUAUAAACAGGCUUUACAAUGUGACGUUUAUUCAUACGAAGCGUUUGAGGCCUUGGUGCAAAAUCAGAUGCUUUCAGCUUCGGAGAGCGGGAAUUAUUGGAGUCCUUGCCAUUUGCUGAACAAUGUACGAAAGGCGAAGCGGAACUUUUGCGAUUGUUGUAUGAUAGUAAAUUAA